This is a messenger RNA of Sugiyamaella lignohabitans, 1284 nucleotides long. RefSeq names its product Ett1p (gene ETT1). The record is from RefSeq and is a predicted model, not a curated record. Bases 1 to 1284 code for a protein of 427 amino acids. The transcript has a single exon. NCBI's taxonomy places the organism in Eukaryota, Fungi, Ascomycota, Dipodascomycetes, Dipodascales, Trichomonascaceae. Gene Ontology annotation, cellular component: nucleus. Gene Ontology annotation, biological process: translational termination; positive regulation of cellular response to hypoxia; positive regulation of SREBP signaling pathway. Gene Ontology annotation, molecular function: protein binding.
AUGCCGUCUAAAAGGCCUCAGGGUCUAAACAAAGCAGCUAAGAAUAAGAAACAGAAAGUAGCCCCAAAUGAAAAUAACGGUCCGGAAAAGGACCAGACACCCGAUUUUACCAUUGCCCUUGAAGAUGAGGUUGACCCUGACGAUGAACUAGCUCAAUUGUACGGGCUUUAUGAGACUUAUAGGGAGUCCUCGAAAGAUUCUCCGAAGCUGUUAUAUGGACUAGUUCAUGAAUGUGAUAGACUACUUCGAAACUCAACAGAAAAGCUUCCGUCACGCUUUCAUAAUAUCUAUGCUAUCUCUUUGUUAGACUUGGCAAAGUUUGUUGAAACCGAGGACGAUCAACCUAAGAAAAAGUCUGGCAAUAACGGGGAAUCAUGUGCUGAUUUUAUUCUUGCUGCGAUUGAAAGAGCUAGCAUUGGAAUUGAGGAAUCAUCCGACAGCAUUGCUGAUUUGUACUUUACGCUGUCACGAGCUAAGCUCGCCCUUGUCGAUGAGAAAUUGAAGAAUUCUCCUUCAGAAAGCAGGUAUGAUGAAGCUAUAAAUAUUUUGCCAGAGCUUAAGGAAGCAGUAUCAGAUUUUGAAACGGCUGAGAAGUUCUUACUUGAGUCCGGGAAAAGCUUUUUAGAUUUUUCUAAAGACCAGCUGGGAGCUGUGGAGGACCUGUUGCAAAUAGUUGACGGCUUCAUUGCUUUAGAGGACGAAAAUGAGGCUGAGAGUGACCCCGCGGCUUCGACGGAAAAUAUAGAGCGGGGUAGGCUUCGAAGUUUAAAUGACAAAUAUUUGGAAUGGAGUAAGGAUAGGUACCAAAGGAUUCUUGAAACCAGUGUUGAAUCAAAAGGAAAGAACAAAGAUCCUAACGGUUCGAGUGUAUCAGUUGUACUUUGGGCAAAUAGAGGUAUGGGGCAGUACUACUUAGCUUUAGCUGCUCCAUUACUUGCAAAACUAGACGAUGGUGCAGAUGAGGACGAGGACGAGGACGAUAGUGAAGAUGAGGAUGAAGAUGAAGAUGAUAACGACGAAUCUAUAGCUCUCUCACCAGAAGAGUUACAAUCUGCAAAAGAUCUGGUGCAAAAGGCAGUAGAUUAUCUCUUCAAAGCCGAAUCUGACGACGAUCCUGAAACGUAUACUGUCGUAGCUGAAGCUCUGAUAUCUUUAGCGAAUUUAUUUGAGGUCGAGAGUGAUGAUCAAAGACGAUUAUAUUCUCAAGCAGUUCUUCGUCUUAGGAAAGCUCAGCGCCUGGGCUUUGGCAGUUACCAGGAACUUAUUGCUGAUCUUGAAGACUGA